AUGCCAUCCACUUCCAGAUUUUUCAGAGUGUUCUGGUUUCUUCGCCUGCCACAGCUCUUCUCCACCUGUGUGGCCUUCUCCCUGGUGGCUGACAUGGGCUUUUUGAGAGGGGCCAUAGGUAACUGGUCCAUGGCCAUCUGGUGCCUCUGUUUUGCCAUGACCCUUGUUGUAGUUAUUGUCGAGUAUAAGGAUUUCCAGUCCUUCUUUCCUUUCUACUGGUACAACUUCCCCGUCACCUAUGCCUGCUACGCUGCUCUCGUCUGCCUCUCAAUCUCCAUCAUCUACUCCAUCACCUACGUCCAGUUCCUUCCAUAUGGCCUCUUUGGGGACCGGGCCAUUGCCGCCACUGCAUUCUCCUGUGUCGCUUCUGUGUUCUAUGCCAUGGAUGUGGCCUUUAUGUGGAACUGCUACAAGCUGGACAAUAUCUCCUGCUACAUGCACACCGUGCCAGGCCUGCUGAAGGUUCUGGAGACCUUCAUGGCUGGUGUCAUCUUCGCCUUCCUCAGCAACACCUCCCUGUACAUGCACCAGCCGGCCCUGGAGUGGUGUGUGGCCGUGUACUCCAUCUGCUUCAUCCUGUCAUCAGUGGCUCUCCUGCUGAGCCUGUGGGAAUUUGACAACAGACUGUUAUUCCCUUUCCCCAUUUUCCAGCUUGUGAUCAACCUGCUCUCCAUCCUCCUCUACGUCAGUGCUCUGCUCCUCUGGCCGCUCUACCAGUGCUACGAGGAAUUUGUCAGGCAGCACCAGAGGUCCAGUGAUGGGGACUGCGGAGAUGAGCUCACCUAUCACAUGUGCACCUGGGACCAGCGUCUGGCUGUGGCCGUCCUGACAGCCAUCAACCUGCUGGUUUACGUGGCCGACCUGGUGUACUGGGCCCGCCAGGUUUCUGUAGGGACUCAGGGACCAGUCCUGAUCUUCUGCUCACAGGAGGUAUCCUCACCGCUCUCUGACAUCCUCUGA
This is a messenger RNA of Dama dama (fallow deer), 960 nucleotides long. RefSeq names its product myeloid-associated differentiation marker-like. NCBI's taxonomy places the organism in Eukaryota, Metazoa, Chordata, Mammalia, Artiodactyla, Cervidae. The transcript has a single exon. Gene Ontology annotation, cellular component: cell-cell junction; plasma membrane. The coding region runs from base 1 to 960 and encodes 319 amino acids. The record is from RefSeq and is a predicted model, not a curated record.